Triticum turgidum subsp. durum (durum wheat) is the source of this 1374-nucleotide messenger RNA. NCBI's taxonomy places the organism in Eukaryota, Viridiplantae, Streptophyta, Magnoliopsida, Poales, Poaceae. The record is from the annotation of a GenBank genome assembly.
AUGGAGGACGGCAGAGCCAUGGAGGAGGCCAACGGCGACGACCACGGCGCCUUCAUGGAGAAAUUCAUCCUGCCGCCGCCUCCUUCCUCCGAUCAUCAUCAUCAUCAGCAGCUACCCCUGCACGGCCUCACCUUCGCCAUCAAGGACAUCUUCGACGUCGCCGGCCGCGUCACCGGCUUCGGCACCCCGGACUGGGCCCGGACGCACGCGCCGGCCGCCGCAACCGCCCCCGCCGUUCUGGCCGCGCUCGCCGCCGGCGCCACAGGCGUGGGCAAGACGGUGAUGGACGAGAUGGCCUACAGCAUCAACGGCGAGAACGCGCACUACGGCACCCCCGCCAACCCCUGCGCCCCUGGCCGCGUCCCCGGCGGCUCCUCCAGCGGCUCCGCCGUCGCUGUCGCCGCCAGCCUCGCCGACUUCGCCCUCGGCACCGACACCGGCGGCAGCGUCAGGGUGCCCGCCGCCUACUGCGGCAUCUUCGGCCUCCGCCCCUCCCACGGAGUGGUCUCCGCCGAGAACGUCGUCCCCAUGGCGCAGAUGUUCGACACUGUCGGGUGGUUUGCUAGAGAUCUUCCUACGCUGUCUCGUGUCACCGACGUGAUGCUGCCCCCGAUGCCAGCUGCCACCGACGUCGAUGCCGAGAUACGACGACGACCGAGCCGUGUCAUCAUUCCUGCAGGCUGUUUCAAGAUCUUGGGCUCUGUGGACGACCACACCUACGAGAUCCUCAACGCUUCAGCGGCCAAGAUAUUUGGCAGUGAUGCAGUGGUGGACAAUGGAAACCUUGGUGAUUUUGUCUCCAGCAAUGUUCCGAGCAUCGGCAAGUUCAUGACCGACUUGUCCGCGGUCGAAGCAUCAUCGUCGUGUGUGCCGCCUCUGUCUGCCAUCUCACGUGUCAUGCGAGUCCUUCAAAGGUCUGAAUUCAAAGCAAACCACGCGGAGUGGGUGAACAUGGUGAAGCCAAACCUCGGCCCUGGCAUCCGAGAGCGGGUGCAGGAGGCCAUCGCAUCGGAGGAUGAAUCUGCCAUGGAUGAUCUUCAUGCCGUCAGGACUGAAUUCAAAUCUGCGUUAGCCACUCUUCUAAAGGACGAUGGAAUCCUGGCGAUCCCUACAGUCCCCGGCGCCCCACCGAAGCUAUGCCUGGACGCGGCACUGCUGGAGGACUUCCGGGCGAGGGCCUUCUCGCUGCUGUCCAUCGCCGGCCUGUCGGGGUUCUGCCAGAUCAGCAUCCCGCUGAGCACCUGUGACGGCGUCCCGGUGUCAGUGUCGCUGCUCGCGGGGCACGGCGGUGACCGUUUCCUCGUCGCUGUAGCCCAGGAGCUCCAUGAGGCGCUCCAAGCCGAGGCCGCGGCAGCCUGGGGCUCGUCAGCUUAG